CCACCACACAGUUGUUUGUGGCGACGUCCGAAUUGCAGACAGUGGGUCUGAAUCUCCAAGGUUCCAAUUCUCUCUCCAAAAUCCAAAAAUGAAGGGAUUGGGCUUAAUAUUCGCGAUGGUUUCGAUGGCUGUGAUGUGGUACACAUGUCAGGCGAGCAGCAACCUCCACCCUCUGGUCCUGGUGCCGGGGAGUGGUGGAAAUCAGCUAGAAGCAAGGCUUACGGAUGGGUACAAACCGUCGAGCUUGCUGUGCAGCCGACUCUAUCCGCCUUUGAAGGACAAAGAAGGGUGGUUCAGGCUGUGGUUCGACCCCGCCCAAGUCGUCGGUCCAUUCACUCAAUGCUUUGCCCAGCGGAUGAGGCUUUACUAUGACCCACAACUUGAUGAUUAUGUAAAUACCCCUGGUGUUGAAACCAGGGUCCCUAGCUUUGGUUCUACUCGCUCUCUUCUUCAUUUAGAUCCUCAUCUCAAGCGCAUCACAGCAUACAUGGGGCCCCUGGUGAAAUCUCUGGAGCAAAUGGGUUACGUUGAUGGCGAAACAUUAUUCGGAGCUCCAUAUGACUUUCGAUACGGUCUAGCGGCAGAUGGUCACCCAUCACGCGUUGGUUCCAAGUUCCUUGAGGACCUCAAAGAUUUGAUAGAAAAAGCAAGCACUUCCAAUGGAGGAAAGCCAGUAAUACUCGUCUCCCACAGCUUGGGAGGCCUCUUUGUCCUCCAACUUCUCAACCGAAACCCCCCAGCUUGGCGUCAGAAAUUCAUCAAGCACUUCGUCGCAUUGUCCGCUCCUUGGGGUGGCGCAGUGCAGGAAGUGCACACCCUUGCUUCUGGCUACACUCUGGGAGUACCCCUAGUUGAUCCAUUGCUGGUGAGGGAGCAGCAGAGGAGCUCAGAGAGCAACUUAUGGCUCAUGCCUUCUCCUAAAGUCUUUGCCAAACAACCACUCGUGGUUACAUUAAAUGCUACUUAUACAGCAUACGAUAUUAUGCAGUUCCUCAAUGACAUUGGGUUCCCGGAAGGGAUCCAUCCUUACCAAUCUCGCAUUGUGCCUUUGUUGGAACAGUUACCAGCGCCUGAGGUGCCUGUCACCUGUAUAAUCGGGAGUGGCGUUAGAACAGAAGAGACACUGUUCUAUGAUGAAAGUGGCUUUGAUAGACAACCAGAGAUUGUUUACGGGGAUGGAGAUGGGACAGUGAACAUGGUGAGCUUGUUAGCACUUGAAUCGGAGUGGGCCGACCAACAAAAUCAGUCCCUUAAGAUGGUUACCAUUGAAGGGGCAUCUCAUACAUCCAUAAUCAAAGACGAAAAUGCACUUAAUAGAAUAGUAGAAGAAAUUUCAGGUAUUAAUUCUUAUACCUAUUCAUCAUGAAAACAACCCAAUUGACCAGUGAUCAAUUGCCUGGCAAUUGGGAACCGUUAUGAUUUCUCAAUCUGUAACAUUUGGUUCCAACUUCAGGGAACCCUCAUAUUUCAAUGAAAACCCACCAACAUACGUUUGCAAAGCUCCAA
Vitis riparia (riverbank grape) is the source of this 1506-nucleotide messenger RNA. Its product is annotated as lecithin-cholesterol acyltransferase-like 1. Lineage: Eukaryota; Viridiplantae; Streptophyta; Magnoliopsida; Vitales; Vitaceae. Gene Ontology annotation, biological process: lipid metabolic process. Bases 89 to 1366 code for a protein of 425 amino acids. The transcript is spliced from 2 exons. The record is from RefSeq and is a predicted model, not a curated record.